This is a messenger RNA of Heterotrigona itama, 3936 nucleotides long. The record is from the annotation of a GenBank genome assembly. Lineage: Eukaryota; Metazoa; Arthropoda; Insecta; Hymenoptera; Apidae.
GAAGACGCCACGCAGAGAAAGCGAGUUUUCGGACCGCCAUAAUAGCGCCAUAGCGGUGUGUACAUUGUCCCACUCGUUCGUCGUUCGUGACGGGACGCUUACCGACGCUCGGCGUCGUUUCUUGGAAUUUUGUUUAAUGAGUGACAUAUUCCAAUAAAAUCAAGCAUUUCUCUUGUAACUAAUCUCACAGUGCGUUACAGUACGAAUACACGACGUUUGAGAAGAACGGUGUUUUCGACGCGUGUGUGCUUUGUGGGUGCCUGAACGGACGAUAGUCAGUCAAACAUGGAGAAUAGGCCGGCGCCGCUCAGGUCCAGGCGGGUCUGUCGAUUUUGCCUAACGGAAACUGAGCCACUCUCUUUUAUCUAUGAAAGGGAUCACAGCAAACCAUUUCAAGUACCACUUACGCUGCAGAUCAUGUCAUGCGUCGCCAUCGAGGUAUAUGCUGCUGAUGGGAUGCCUCAAAUGAUAUGCAGCAUGUGUCGCUGGAAUCUGGAUAGAUCUUACAAAUUUAAACUUCAGUGCAAGAAAGCUGAUGAAGCGUUAAGAGCUUAUCCAUUAUCUGGUGUUUUACCAAGACCAUUUCCACCAAUUCCAAAUGAUCCUCCUGACAUGAAUAACAAACGACCUUCAGAGCAAAGACCUCAAAUGGAAGGAAGUAAGAAACCUCGAGUUGAUAAUGGUGAUAGGGAAAGACGGGACACAAGAGACAGAGAAAGGGACAGGGAUAGAGAAAGGGAAAGAGAAAGAGAAAGAGACAGGGACAGGGAACGAGAAAGAGAUAGGGAUCGUGAUAGAGAAAGGGAAAGAGAAAGAGAAAGGGAGAGAGAGAGAGACAGGCAAGUGGAAAAACAAAGAGACAAAGAUGAUCAACAUGAUUUUUAUGAGGAAGAACAGGAUGCUGGUAGCGAAGGAGACCAAGAUGCAAAUAGCACUAAAGAAGAGCGAAAAUUAGAGCCAGGUGAGAUAAGGGUACAUGCAUGCGAUCAAUGUGAUCGUACAUUUCCUUUGCGGCAGGCUCUUGCUUUGCAUAUUCAAAGAGCUCAUCGUGAUCGUAAUUAUAAAUGUACAGAAUGUGACCGCAUGUUCUUUUCUAAAUAUGACCUUGGAAAACAUAUGACCACGCAUUCAGAAGAGAAACCAUUCUCUUGUUCAAUAUGUAACAAACAAUUCUCGCGAGCGAAUUUGCUACAACGCCAUGAGAAAGUUCAUAGAGAUGAGUUGCGUUAUGGUUGUCAGCAUUGUGAUCGCGAAUUCUUCACCACUGAAGAAUUAGAAAAGCAUGAAGAUUCCGUACAUAAAAAAGAGAAACCUUUCCAAUGUAAUAUUUGCAACAAAUGUUUCACAUACAAACAGGGUUUAGAACGACACGAGGUGCUACAUAACGAAGAUAAGACUUUCGUUUGCGAAUAUUGUAAAGAAGCAUUCCGUACAAGUACGAAAUUAGCUCGUCACUUGACAACACAUGCUGGACAUCGACCAUAUUUAUGUAAGCUAUGCCCUCGUUCAUUCCUUCUCUCUCAUCAUUUAACAAGACAUAUGCGAACACACUCUGUAGAAAAACGUCACGUUUGCGAGGAUUGCGGUAAAGCGUUUAAGCGUAAAGAGAGUUUGGAAGUACACCAAUUAACGCACACAAAACGCACAGGUAUGGGAUUGACGUGUGACGUCUGCCAGGAAUCGUGCAGGAAUCGAGCAGAUUAUGUUACACACAUAAAGCAGCAUAUUGAAGCAGGUGAGAAAAUGGGACCAGAUGGAUUACAGCCAGACAAUAAAACAAAACUUGAUUUAGAUUCCGACGAAGAGGAGGAAGAAGAACAAUAUUCGGAUGGAGAUGAUGAUUACGAACCACCGGCAUAUAUUGUGAAAAAGCUUCCAAAACCAACCAAACCGUCAGAAAGCGAAGAGGAACAAGAAAAAUCAGAGAAAGAAGAAAAUCAAAAAGAACAAGUAGUAUACGUCAGACAUAAAGAUGGUAAUAUGAUUAAAAAGACAAUUAAAACUUUGAUGCCUAUUCAACGUAGAGAGGUACAAGAUAGCAAAAUGAAGCAAAGUCCAACCAGUAACCAACCACAAUCGGCUACGAAACCUACACAGUCCAAACAGAAUGAAGAAUCUUCAAAGUCUUCCCGGGUAGAUGAAACGGAAGCCCAAGUUCAAAAAAUUGUUGCAUCAGUGUUUAAAGAGCAUAAGAUACCUCUCAAACAUCAGAAUGUUCAAGAACAAAGUAAAGAAUCAUCUACACCUACAAAUCAAUCAAGACCUCAGCAAGGACAGGGUAGCUCACAAAAUCAAGUUUCUAUAAAAGAUGAAAAAUCUGAAAUUCCUGUAGUAGUCAGUAGCACGCCUAAAGCUGUAAACACAGUUAAAGUGAUAAAGAGAAUUGUUGUCAGAAAACCUACUGCUACUACUGAAACAUCAACUAGUACAUCUGUAAAAGAUGAAGAUGCUACAGGUAGCAGUUCUCAAACACCUACUACAGGUCACAAAGUAACGAAAAGAGUAAUUGUUCGUCGAAUUAUUCGUCAGGGAGAUACGACCAGAGAAGUUAUUAUGAAUCCCGAUGGUACGAUAAUCGAUCCAGCGGAAUUAGCAAAGCUACCAACUGGCAAUGUUGUCAAGAGAGUUGUUGUAAAAAAACCGCUUGAUAAGCAUCAAAGUUUGGUUCAAGCGGUAUUGCAGUCAUCCGCGGAUCUUCGGCAACCAUCUGCUGCGAUAAAAAGUAACGAUACUAUGUUGAGCGAAUCUCCGAAAUUUGAAUUGAAAACAUCUCAGUCUGCAAAUGCAUUGCCUUCGAUAACAAAACCAACUGUAUGCACUGCACAGAAACCUACACUAGUGGUAGGAGACCAAGAAACUAAAGAAAAAUUAGAACAACUGGAAAAGAGAGUAGAGCAACAACGUUUGAAGAUUGAAGAAUUAGAGGCUCGAAAGCAACAAGAGUAUGAACCUAUCGAGGAAAUGUCACCAGAACGUCACGACGAAUCCGAUGAUGAACAACAAUUGCCAUUGAAGAGAGUGUUUGUGAAGAAAAAGCAAAGUAUGUACGACGAAGAGCAAGAAUAUAAUGACAAUGAUGUAACAAUAACUUCUGUAACAACUUCAACAACAACAACAACAAAAGUAGAAGAUAUUCAGCCCGAACCAGGAAAGGAGAAAGAAAAGAUACAAUCUGAAACGCCAGCAGAAAAUAUACCAAAAGAUGUUUCCACAAUAUCAAAACCAAUUACUGCAUCGACCGUAGUAGCAAUACCAGUAACAACAGCAAUAAUAACAACAACAACUACUACUACUAACGUUAAAAAAGAUAAUAAACCAUUAAUAACAAGUUCCAAAGUUUAUGGAAAUAAAAAGAUUAUUGUUGUAAAAUCAGAAGAAACAUCAGAAGUAGAAGAAAUGAGUCGUGAAUUGUGCAGUAUAUUGGAUUCAGCUGAAUCUGUAGUCAAGAUGCAGGAAACAGUUCUAAGUAAUCUCACUCAGAUAUCUUCUCUUGGAGAAUCGUCUUCUCAGAAAAAUUAUAAUGAUAAACCAAAAGCUGGCCCAUCUAAUUCGGAAGAAUAUUCACAGAAAGAAGAAGUCGUUGAAACUAAUUCGCAUCCUGUCUCUAUGGAUGUAUCAGAUCCGCCAGAACCGGAUUCCAUUAAAAUGGGUUCGGAUUCAAUUAAAAUGGAUCCGGAUUCCAUUAAAAUAGAAUCAGUGUCUGAAGAACAAGUCAUGGAACAACCUGAACAGAAUUCAAACUUGACUUUAGAUGAACAAGAUCUCUCAGAAUCAACAGAUAUUUUUGAACCAUCGGACAAUGUAUUAGAAGUACAGAAGACUCAGUUGGAAGAUUCUGUGAUGGAACUAGAUCAUGAAGAUCACACAAUCAAUUUAAAUGACACGAAUGACAGCCAAGACAGUCUUGAAGAUAAACUCCAACAGAUGGAAGGUUAA